CCUUGUCUUGAAGAUCUGCUGAAAACGGGGUUAACGAUGGGGGAAGAAGAUACAAAAGUCACUGUGGAGCCAACAUCAAAUGGGACUAGUUCUCUUCAAAAGCCAUCAGAUGCAAUCAAACAAGUGGAGGAGAACGCUAGUGGCAAGGAAACACAGGAAAACAAGAAAGGUGAGGAUACUGGUCCUGAGAAAAUGGAGAUAGAUGAUGAGAUCAAGCAACACGAAGGGAAAAAAGAGAUGGAAGAUAAAGAGGCUGAGGUUACAGAAGAAGAGAAGAAAGCUGAGACUGCGAAACCAGAAGAGAAGGAUAAUAUCGAAGACAAGGAGCUCACAGAGACUGCUAAAAUGGACGAAGACAAGGGACAACCAGAAGCUGAUAAAAUGGAUGAAGAUACAGAUGGCAAGAAGUUGGAAGCUGAUGCUGGUGUUUCUGGAGGUGCUACGGAGGAAGAUACUGUGAAUAAAGACAUCGAAGGUGCUGAAAAUCAAGGGGGGAAGGAGAUAGAUACUACUGAAGGAGGCCAAGAGAAAUCUGAGAAAGAAUCAGGGGAGGAGAAACUAGAAGGAGGGAAAGUGAAUGGAAACGAAGAAGGGAAUAAGGAAGACAUCAAAGAGGAAGAGAAGUUGGUCGGUGGAGACAAGGCUGACAAUGCCGAUGAGGAUGAAAAGAUGGAGGAUGUUAAUACAAAGAACAAAGAAGAGGUAGCAGAGGAAAAGAAUGCGGGCGAACUGGCUGAAGAUGGGAAAGAGGAGGAAACAAGCAAAGAAGAAGAAGUGGAGGCAGAAGCUGAGCUCGAUGAGCCGAAAGUGGAAGACGAAAAAACUGAGAGUAAGGACGAAAAUGAGAAUGAUGUAGAUGACAGCAAGGAUGAGAAUGAAGAUAAAGAGGAGGAGACAAAGCAUGAGAAGGAAGAUGAAAAAGAAGAGCGCAUGGAUGAUAAGGAAGAUGAAAAAGAGGACAGCAAUGAUGACAAGGAAAAUAAAAAUGAGGAUAGCAAGAAGUCUAGCAAGCGAGGGAAAGGGAAGACUGAGAAGUCUCGCGGGAAGACAAAGAGCGAGGAAGAAAAGAAGGAUAUUGAACCUAAGACUCCUUACUCUGAUCGCCCUGUCCGUGAGCGAAAAUCUGUUGAAAGGCUUGUCGCAGUGGUUGAUAAAGAUUCUUCAAGGGAAUUCCAUGUAGAUAAGGGAAAAGGAACACCUCUCAAAGAUAUCCCCAACGUUGCUUACAAGAUAGGAAAGAAGAAGUCUGAUGAACUUUUGAAGCUGCUACAUGGAAUUCUAUUUGGUGGGAAAAGAGGGAAGGCUGCUGAGAUCAAGGCAAACAUAUUGCGCUUUUCUGGUUACAAAUGGCAAGGAGAUGAGGAAAAGGCAAAAGAUAAAAUAAAAGAAAAGCUUGACAAAUGCAACAAAGAAAGGUUGCUGGAGUUUUGCGAUAUCUUUGACAUAUCAGUUGCCAAGACUACAAAAAAGAAGGUCAUUAUGGAAGAUGUUGUUGCAAUGCUGUUUGAGUUUCUGGACAAACCUCAGGCUACAACUGAUGUGUCAGUUUUUGAGAAAGAGAAGGGAGCAAAGCGCAAAAGAACUCCUAAGAAAAGUUCGCCUGCAGCUGGAAGUUCAUCUUCAAAACGAUCAGCAAAGAGCCAAAAAAAGACGGAGGAAGCAACAAGGACUGACAAAAAGAGUUUACCUCAUUCUGAUGAUGAGUCUGAAGAAGAGAAGGAGGAAGAAGAAGAAUCAGAGAAAGAGCAGGAGGCAGAGGAGGAAGAAGAAAAGAGUGAAGAGGAGAAUGAAAAUGGGAUUCCUGAUCAAUCUGAAGACGAGGCGCCUCAGCCUUCUGAGAGUGAGGAGAAAGUUGAAUCUGAGGAGGAGUCAGAGGAAGAAACUAACAAGAAGAAACGUGGCUCUAGGUCAUCAUCUGGAAAGAAAGAAUCAGCAGUGAAAUCCAGAAGCAAGAAAGCUGCAGUCUCUGCGAAACCCAGUACACCAAAGAAAGUUACUCAGAAGCGCUCGGCAGAAAAACGAAAGAAGACUGAUGACGACAGUGAUACAAGUCCCAAGGCAUCCUCUAAGAGGAAGAAGACUGAAAAACCGGCCAAGGAGCAGUCCUUGGUUGCUUCAAAAUCUGCAUCAAAAGAGAAACCAGGAAAAAGAGGCGGAAAAGGAAAAGACAAAACCAAGGAGCCUAGUGAUGAAGAGUUGAAAAUUGAAAUUGUUGAUAUCUUGAAAGGAGUGGACUUUAGCACGGCCACCUUCACCGACAUCCUCAAUCUACUAGUUAAGAAGUUCAAACUCGAUCUCACCUCAAAGAAAUCAUCUAUAAAGAUGAUGAUUCAAAAAGAGCUAACUAAGCUAGCAGAGGAAGCUGAUGACGAGGAAGGAGAAGAAGAGGAAGAAGACGAGAAAGAGAAAGCUGGAGGAUCUGGUGGUGGAGAGAAGGUUAAAGCCUGA
Molecule: messenger RNA, 2448 nt
Organism: Thlaspi arvense
Lineage: Eukaryota; Viridiplantae; Streptophyta; Magnoliopsida; Brassicales; Brassicaceae
Source: the annotation of a GenBank genome assembly